AUGGAUCCCCCACUCGUCCUUGGCCCGGCCCCAGUGGCCACAUUCCAUCAUAUUCCCUAUGAACAACGAUGGGAGCCCCUCAAGGACAUCAUUGUCAAAGCCUUUUUGGGGGACGAUACAAGCCGACCCCUCACGUUUCCAAAGCUUUCCGAGUUUAUGACGAAGCACCACGGCUUCAAGGCGUUGCCUGCUCAAUACCGAUAUCGCCUCAGUCAAUGGGGCAUCCGAAAGAAUACAAAGAAAGAUGAAAAGACAGCUUUGAUCACCGCUAUUGGGAAGCGCAAUCGUCCCGGGAGUCGUAUAUCCGAUGUGGAGAUUCGACAAGGGGAGUUGAUGAGGCCUGUGGACAGCAAACAGGUGAAACGAUUCAUCAACGACACUAUUCGCCACUACCCUACUCCGCCAAUGACUCCUGGCAUGUUGUCGCAAUGGAAUCUUCCGUACGCAGCGUACCGAGCCUCUCUCACGAGGCAAGACGAUCAAGCUUCUCCUUUCAGCCACAACCCACCUACCCCGCAGUAUCUCCAUGUCAACAGCCCCGAGGCAUCUGCUGGCCAAACUUCAGACAUGACUCCUACUUCUGCUUUGAUUCGGAGGAAGACGUUGCUGGACCGGGCUAGCCUCCUCCUACAGGGCCGCAGAGAAGAGUUGUUGAGUGGAUGCAACGUCGAUGACAGAAGAACAAUCUCUGACUGGCUCCAUGACUACUGGAUGCACUCCUUCGUGACGGCCAAAUUCUGGGGGGUUGGUCCUCAAGAAUGGACGGCCAGGCUGAUCUCAGAGGUCACCCUUGGCUCGGCCGCAACUGGAACACCUCAAACCCUUCAAUCGCCUCUCGCGUGGGCCUCGGCACCCUCUCCGCGAGAGCUACUCCUGACCGAAGCUCCACAACCAACAAAUCUAUGUCAUUGGGUCAUCCAUUCUGUAGACGGCGUGGUUUACGAGGACGCAGAAUCUCCACCACGAGAAGAGCAAGCUAGAUUUGAUCUAGACGACCAAUCAUCUUGGACUGAGUGGCCGGUUUCUGCUGGGGACCGAUCCUACCAGAGCUCCAUGCAAGAAGCCUUCACCCACAACCGAUUCAGCACCAUUGCGCCGGACGAUGUACCAAUCGCCAAUGAGGUCGUUUCAGAGAUCAUUUCGAAAUCGCCCACGCAGUUGAAAUUGGACUCGUGGGCAUUUGCCAUUAUGGCUGGCAACCUGGAACUCAUCUCCAAGCUUCUCAUUGACCUGCGUCAUUCAUUUAGUCCUGCCGUAUGUCACAGCAUGAUGGCAAUAUUCCUUCCACCAUCGAGGCCGAAUAUCAACGCGUUCAGCGGCCUCUUUCGCCGACGAUGUACCAACUGCGGGCUCGAGAUGAAGCUGGGCCCGCUACAUACACUUGUAGUCGUUGCGUUCCAUUUGGCGGAGAAUGGCAAGAGCGGCGAAACAUUGUUUGGGGCACUGGCUUGUCUCGUUUGUCUCCUGGUACUUGGAGCUGACGCGUCUCAAGCAGCGGACCUGUCGGUACUUGCUAUUUUCUCGUCUCCGGAUGAGGAAGAAUGUCGCCAUAGACGCGUGACUGCCAUGGAGUUGGCGGAGCAAGUUCCAGAAGAAUUCAGUGAUGGGUGGAAGCCUUCUUGCAAGCUUGGCUGGAGAUGCCUGUUGUUGAUUCUGCGUCACGCAACGACAUCCCCACAACAAGAAAAACCCUUCGUGAAGUUUAGCAACAGAACCAACCUAUGCUGUUUCCCUUUCGAUGACACGAAAAGCGACGAAUGGGAUGACCUGUGUCCGAUGUUUGAAGAGCACGAAUCUGUCAAACUACCACGCGUCAACCGGAAUCUGGGGGACCUCUGGGCGACGAUACAGACAGAGAUUUUAACAUACCGAAAGAUCACUUCUAUUGAUCCAAGCAUCUCAGACCACUUCCAGUUAUCUUCUCUUUUGAGGUGGUUGGAGCAGGAGACUGAAAGCUUCGAAACCCCCUUGCUCACGGACGGCAUGAUUAAUACUCACACGCCAUGUGGAUGGUUUGGAGCAGACGACACGCUCAUCACGGUCGUGGCAGGCGACAUGUGUUCAAGAUAUUUCAUGAAUCUGGAUAUCUGGUCACGGGCCUCAUUCGUUGACGUCAUGGUUCCCAUUGGGUACUCAUGA
Messenger RNA from Colletotrichum orchidophilum, 2139 nucleotides. RefSeq lists its product as uncharacterized. The coding region runs from base 1 to 2139 and encodes 712 amino acids. The transcript has 5 exons. Lineage: Eukaryota; Fungi; Ascomycota; Sordariomycetes; Glomerellales; Glomerellaceae. The record is from RefSeq and is a predicted model, not a curated record.